UCCAUCGUGAUUGGACCACUGAGGGACAUCUGGAGGAACAUCAACGUAGCAAAGGGAUGUUCCAGCAUGCUGCAGGGUGCCAUGAAGACAAGUCAAAGCAGGUCCAAGUCGAGUUCUGGUCUCCAGCUGCGUGAAGGACACCCAUGGGAUUUGGGGCUCGACCAAACAGACGCUCAAAUUGGUCCAAAUGUGACGUCUUUUUUGGUCUUUCCUGCACCGUGGCAGCACUGCUAGCUUUUCUCUUCCUGCUUGGAGUUUGUUUACGCCACUUACCGGAACCACUGCCGCUGCAACACCACACUGUUUCCGGGUUCGAGCGGGAGGUUACGCUCUUGAUUUGGACUCAUCCCUUCGGUCGGUACCGGGAACUUCCGGAUUGUUCUGUACUUUACGACAUCGACGGCUGCGUGGUGACGGAUGACGAGCGCGCGUACACUCACGCGGACGCCGUGGUGGUGCACCACCGUGAUGUCGCCACAGGAAGUGCCAAGCUGCCUCCUGAACCUCGUCCUGAUGGGCAGAAGUGGGUGUGGUUGAACUAUGAGUCUCCCAUGCACACGCCUGCUCUGUGGCGCAUGGAGGGAAUCUUUAACCUCACCAUGAGCUACCGCACUGACUCGGACAUCUUCCUCCCAUACGGCUACCUGGUCCCAGAAGGGGUCCGGAAGCAUGGUGGGCACCCACUGAAAGAACCCUCGAGAUCCCCUCGCCCCCGCCUCAUAGCGUGGGUGGUGAGCAACUGGGUGGAGUCUCACGCCCGUGUGAACUUCUACCACCAGCUCCGCCAGUACGUCCAAGUGGACGUGUUUGGCAGAGCAGGCCGAAAGAUACCUGACGGCAGCGUGAGCGUGAUUGGACUCGUGAGACGGUACCAAUUCUAUCUAGCCAUGGAGAACUCCCAGCACACGGAUUACAUCACAGAGAAGCUGUGGAAUGCUGUGUUGGCCGGUGCUGUGCCUAUAGUUCUGGGUCCAACUCGGAAAAACUACGAGCGCUUCCUACCACCUGAGGCCUUCAUCCACGUGGACGACUUCCCCACGGUGCAAGGGCUGGCCCGCUACUUGCUGAUGCUUAAGCGAGACCCGGCCCGCUUGAUGCAACACCUGCACUGGAGGAGGGACUUUAGUGUGUAUCAGCCCGUCUUCUGGACAGAACACUACUGCGCGGCCUGUAGGGCGGUGAGGAAGAGCCGGGGGCGGACCAACGUGGUCCAGGACUUGACACUCUGGUUUCAGUCCUGAUGAUUUUCAUCAUCUGUUUUCAAGGUUCCCUAUUAUGCCAAAGUGAUUGUUGAUAAUAGUAACAUGUGUCUACAGGACACAGGUGUCAAACUAAAGGCCCGUUGGGCCAUAUGUGGCACACCACAUCAUUUUACGUGGCCGGCAAAAGCCUGGAAAUAAUGUGUGCCAAAAAUGCACUUGACCUUUUUUCUUUAAAUGUAUUUAUUCUUUCAUUUUGACAGAAAAAUUGCAGUUCUUCUAAACUUUAUUACUAUCUGAUCAUGUAAUAUGAUAUUCCAAGCAAUUUUUUUGGUUAUCAAAAAUAAAUACUUGAAUGAAAUACUUCUCAUUUCAAAGCAAGUUGUCCAGCAAUUAGUAAAAAUAUAAUAAUCAAAUGCAUGGGCAAUUGUGUAAUAAUAUCAUGAGGUUAUAUUCAUUCAGUAUAUGUUUAUAUUGACACUUACAAGUGGCCCUCUGAGGGCAGCCAUAACUGCGAUGUGGCCCUCAAUGAAAUCAAGUUUGACGCCCCUACUCUAGGGUCUGUAUAUGAGCACCAAAUAUCAUCACUCUCAUUUGUUUGCUCACCUUCUGAGAAAAAAGGCGCUCAAAGGCUCACUUUUGAAGUCUUGGCUUUUCAUGGCAUCAUAAAGGAAAAACCUCCUUCCUCAUGGUCAUGAUACCACGUCUGACACGCCCCUAGUUAGAGUAGGGUUGGCUAUCGUUUACAUAUUAUCAGAUACCGGUGCCAAAUCAGUACUUCUGAAACGGUGCCCGGCUACUACUACUCCUUUUAAAAGGAAACAAAAUAUAUACAGUGGUGUGAAAAAGUGUUUGCCCCCUUCCUGAUUUCUUGUUUUUUUGCAUGUUUGUCACACUUAAAUGUUUCAGAUCAUCAAACAAAUGUAAAUAUUAGUCAAUGAAAACACAACUGAACACAAAAUGCAGUUUUUAAAUGAAAAUUUGUAUUAUUAAGGGAGAAAAAAAAUCCAAACCUACAUGGCCCUGUGUGAAAAAGCCCCCUAAAUCUAAUAACUGGUUGGGCCACCCUUAGCAGCGACAACGGCAAUCAAGCGUCCCUGCGAUAACUUGCAGUGAGUCUCUUACAGCGUUGUGGAGGAAUUCCGGGCCCACUUAUCUUUGCAGAAUUGUUGUAAUUCCGCCACAUUGAGUUUUCCCGCAUUAACCGCCUUUUUAAAGUCACGCCACAGCAUCUCAAUAGGAUUCAAGUCAGGACUUUGACUAGGCCACUCCAAAAUCUUCAUUUUGAUUUUCUUCAGCCAUUCAGAGGUGGACUUGCUCGUGUGUUUUGGAUCAUUGUCCUGCUGCAGAACCCAAGUUGGUUUCAGCUUGAGGUCACGAACAGAUGGGUGGACAUUCUCCUUCAGGAUUUUUUGGUAGACAGCACAAUUCAUGAUUCCAUUUAUCACAUGUGGUCUCAGCAAGUCUUCCAGGUCCUGGAGCAGCAAAAGAGCCCCAGACCAUCACACUACCACCACCAUAAUUUACUGUUGGAAUUAUGAUCUUUUUCUGAAAUGCGGCGUUACUUUACGCCAGAUGGAAUGGGACACACACCUUCCAAAAAAGUUCAACUUUUGUUUGUCAGACCACAGAGUAUUUUCCCAAAGGUCUUGGCGAUCAUCAAGAUGUUUUCUGGCGAGCCUUAAUGUUCUUGUUGUUCAGCAGUGGUUUUCGUCUUGGAACUCUGCCAUGCAAACAUUUUUCCACACAGGCCCAAAUAGGUUUGGAUUUUUUGUCUCCCUUAAUAAUGAAAAGUUUCAUUUAAAAACUGCAUUUUGUAUUCAGUUGUGUUGUCAUUGACUGAUAUUUAAAUUUAUUUGAUAAUCUAAAAUAUUUAACUGCCACUGCAAUUGCAAAAAAAUAAGAAAUCAGGAAGGGGGAAACACUUUUUUGACAUGCAAGUUGAACAGAAUAUCAUUUUAAAUACUCCGAUAAUAUAACGAAAAUUAUAACUAAGUAAUGAAUUCAUCAAUAUGAAAUAAAAUCCGCAGCAAAACCAGCAGCAAUACAGAACACAUGGAAUAUGCAAAAAGCACAACCUGUUUGUAUUGUCACAUUGAUGUUCAUGGCUGCACCUCGCUAGCCGUGACCGUGAUUGGUGCAUCAUGUGAAAGAGUAGUGCUGCACCGAAUAAACAAACUUGCCUUGCUGUUGUGGAGCGCUACGGCCAAAUGUGUGGGCAGUGUUGGAACCGUUGGCUUUUGAAGGUCGGCAAUAAAGUUUAAAAAGAGCGUCACACUCUGUGUUCCUCUGUGGAGUCUUACAAGACGUUACUUGCACAAUAUCACCUUCAAGCACUUGUUGCAGGUGGCUGAAUCUGCAUUUAUUUCGCACCAAGCAGUACGCAUUCCCCUAGAUGAGCCGUGUAUAUGCCCACCACUUCAUGGAGGACAGCUUUGUAAAAAGCAGACUUUGCUACAUGUCUUAAAAUAAAACCCGGAGCUCUGCCAAAUAUCUGUCAGUCCGCUGGAGACGUGGGCGCUGUGAGUUUGAUCAUUUUGUUUUUCGUCAGUGAAUAGGCUAACCUGGCAUGAUGUUGCUGUUAAA
Messenger RNA from Dunckerocampus dactyliophorus (ringed pipefish), 3785 nucleotides. RefSeq names its product alpha-(1,3)-fucosyltransferase 4-like. The transcript has a single exon. The record is from RefSeq and is a predicted model, not a curated record. Gene Ontology annotation, cellular component: membrane. Lineage: Eukaryota; Metazoa; Chordata; Actinopteri; Syngnathiformes; Syngnathidae. Gene Ontology annotation, molecular function: alpha-(1->3)-fucosyltransferase activity. The coding region runs from base 144 to 1241 and encodes 365 amino acids.